Eurytemora carolleeae is the source of this 1249-nucleotide messenger RNA. RefSeq lists its product as uncharacterized. The coding region runs from base 724 to 1218 and encodes 164 amino acids. The transcript has 9 exons. Lineage: Eukaryota; Metazoa; Arthropoda; Copepoda; Calanoida; Temoridae. The record is from RefSeq and is a predicted model, not a curated record.
GGCCAAGAAAGAGAAGAGGAAGGCUAAGCAGCAGAAGAAAAUAGCUGCUCAAAAGGCUGCCAGAGGUGAAGAGAUACCGGAUGCAAUUGAUCUUCUGCCUCUUGUAUCAAACCAACAGAUUCCAAUAGUCCUACCGAGAGCUGAAGCUGCUGGGGGAGAUGCUCCUGCUGCUGAUGCUGCUCCUGCUGUGAGUGCCUAGGAAGCUCCUUACUCUGCUUCUGUCGGGGGGCUGCCCUCCCCCUUCAUCCAGUCUGAUGGAAUAAUUAAGAGGAGGCCUUCAUCACAUUUUUUCCCCAUUAACAUGAUUUUUUCCCUUUAACAAGAGUUUUUAUCAUUUUUCUCCUUGAUUUAUGAAAUUUCUUGUGCCAAGGACGAUAUUAUACAAAGUACUUAGUUAAAUGAAUUUAGAUCUGCGUUCAAUUAUCAACCUUGUAUGUCUUUUACGGACAAAAAGGUACUUUUCUAUAAACCUAGUUAUGUAAAUUAUCUAACCAUUGAAAACUGAGAUUUAUAAUGAAUUAACUUCUCGUGAAAAUAUCUUUGAUAUUUUUUUCUUUAGUCCUUUUCCUCCAUUCUAGCCCACCAAAUGUUUUGCUGAAAAUAUUUCCCGCCAAUGAAUGUUGUUGUUUUUUUUUCAGAAAAAAAUGCGAUAAAAGUUGAAAAACGGAGAAUUGUACACUGUAAACUACUGUGCUUACGGGGAAUGUUGCUGAAACAGGAUAAAUGUUUGAACUGGAAAGUGGAAUAGAAGAUGAAGAUGGAAUAGAACUUGUCACCUAUACAACUAACUAUGUGGAUCAUGAUCUUGACUCCUCAGUGACAACAACAGAAUUCCAUAACAAAGACUCAGUCGAAGUUUCUGGUGAGGACGUAAGUGAAUCUCUCGACCUGUGUCUCGCAGCAGAGGACGGAUACACAGAAGAUCGACUCAGUUUAGACUCAAAUACUGUCGCAGUCGAUUGGGACAGAGAAGGGGGAAAUAUUGUGGUUUUUGACAACAGUUCAAUGCAUCAGCAAGGAUACGCCAAAGGGUACACAAUGACCCUCAAUAACAAGUUGAAAAGUGUAUCCAGUUUUACCUCGUAUAUUGACCUCGAAGCCGAGGACCCUGCUCAGGAGGGCAUGGAUUUUAGUAAUGAGCUUCAUGAAGGAGAGUUAUUCAUUUCAAAGGCGGACAGAGUUUGCAGCUACAGUACUGUCUCAGGGUACAUUUUUUAAUAGGGGAGAAACUAUGGGGCCAUUUUUUAUA